Messenger RNA from Lymnaea stagnalis (great pond snail), 18727 nucleotides. The record is from the annotation of a GenBank genome assembly. Lineage: Eukaryota; Metazoa; Mollusca; Gastropoda; Lymnaeidae.
ACUCUGAAAACAACAUGGUUGCACAGAAAAUCACACAUUUUAUGAAGUCAAGGACACUGUCGGCACAUUUGCAGUAAAUAGUAAAUCUAUUUUCAAUUGAAAAAUACUUAAUUUAUAAAAAGUGUCAGUAAAAAUGAUGUGGAAGUUAUUUCACCCUUCUUACGCAUCAAUUGUGAUGCGAAAUUCUUUAUUUUGCCAUGUAAAUCUUCAGGCUCAACAGGUACGUAGUUAUUAAAUUAAUACGUCAGUUGUCUGUAACUAAACUGUAACCGUUUACUUUGUGUUGUGUCAGUAAGUUCGUUAGGUAGUUUAACACUUGAGCGUCGGCCAAGAAAAAAUCCAGCUGUUCCGGUUUGAAGGGCUAUUUAAACAAUUAUUCUUAUUUUGUUUUUACGACGUUGUACAUAUUCUUCUUAUUCUUAUCUACAAUGAAUUCAUGUUCCGCAAGCGUUUUCAAGGACAUGAUAUUUUCAAGAACUUCAUUCUCGCAUUGGGGGAGAACUAUGCAUAAUGUCAUUUUUACACAUUACAUUGUUUGAUUUCUUCUAUUUUAUUUUUUUUUAAAAAUUAAAUUGUUUUACAUUUUCUAUUUUUUUAAAAUUGUCGUGUGUUAUUUGUUCUACCCGGUACUGCAUAUGUGCUGGAAGAGUAUGUACAACGUCGUAAAAAAAGAUAAGAAUAAUUGUUUAAAUAGCCCUUCAAACCGGAACAGCUGGAUUUUUUCUUGGCCGACGCUCAAGUGGUAAAUUACCUAACGAACUUACUUAAAGUUGAAACUUAUUAACUUCCUAACUUCUAGUAUAACUAAAAAAAGUUAAGUAAUAUACCUAUUAACUAGUAAAUUAGUAAGUUAGUAAGUAUUUAAAUUCUAAAAAUUCAAUAUAAUUUUCAACUUGUCAAAUUCAAUAAUUUAAGUUUGUUCAUCAACAGUACACAGCUCUUCACAACAACACCCAGUCCGCUGGGCAUUACACUUACACUGUACAUUUUUUUGGGUACAUUUCAGUAUGGCGCCCCAUUCUUUCACUUUUUUUUCCCCCAUGGUGGCCAUCUUUGUUGCAUAAUUAAAAAAAAAAAAAACUUAACGACCCUGCAGUUCAGUAUACUAUUACUAGUACUUACAAUGUAGGAUGUAUAAAAAUAUGUACUUAGCUGUAAAGAGCUAACUACAUAAUAAAUCAAAUUUCUAGCUUUACUUUAGACAACUAGUAGUUUUUGAGUUAUGGCAUGGGCUAUGAAUUUUUAAAGGUUGAAUUCAACCUUUGUUAUUUGUUUUAAUGAGGACUGUGCUACCACAUAGUAUGUUGCAGUUCAGGUAUUUAUGUGUUGCGUGCAAGAAAUUUUAUUUUAUACCGGAUUAAUGUCAGGAUAAGGCAUUACUGCCAUUGCUAUAAUUUUUGCAAUAUUCUCCCAUAUGAGUAGUAAUUUAUAAGAGAAUAACAAUUAUUAUUAUUGCUAUUACUAUUAUUAAACAGUAAAUUAUUGAUUUAAUAAUGAAGAAAACUAGAACUAGAACGGAUAAAUUUCGAACCCGGUGACAAAACUAUUUAACGUCCAUAAUACACUAAAAAGCAACCCAUAGACUCUACCAAAAACUUUUCAAGUUUGGUUAUAAUCUUUUCUUAUUUUUAAAAAAAUUAUUCAUUUGAAACUUAUUAGAAUUAUUCAGAUGAUUAGGGACUAAACAAAAAAAGGAUCACUUCAUAAUUGUCAGUAAUCAUAGCCAUUUCUGGCUACUCGAUCGAAUAAAAUUAACUUUCGCUUUGGCGACAUUUUCAUACCCCCCACCUACACUUUAGCGGGAGGUAUAAUUUUUCAUUGAGUUGGUCGAUUUUAAUAAUUUAAAUAUGUUAACACUCGUGAAUGAAUGUAGUUUCUAAAGAACGAAACCGUUUUCUUAUGGAUUAAAUAACAAAAAAGUAUUGUGUGAUAAACUUACCGAAUGGUUAUGAUGUUCCUGUCUGUGACACAAAAAAUCAAACUCAUGGCAUAAAUUUAAUAGAAUCACUGGAACACAAAAACUGAUGCGUCACUGAUGAAGAAAAUAAUUAUUUAAUAAACAAAGGUGAUGUAGUAUGCAAUUUUCCAAAGAUAACGCGUAGCUGUACGCCAUAUUGUAGAACAAGUUUUUUUUACAUUUUUGGACAUGCGCAGUUCGGUGCGUCGACUAGUUUAAAGUACCUAUUAUAAUUUAUUGCUUAGUUUUCUAUGUUCAGUGUAUUUAUUAUAUAAACAGUUUGCCUAUGUAUUGUUAUAAUGUUAACCAUAGGCAUAACGUUACUAAAAUUUAAUAACCUAAUUACAUUAUAUCUUCAUUUCAGAAACUAGCUUGUACUUGCUGGUACUCCACAAGAAAAAUUGGGGUAUGUAAAAUCUCAUGAUGUUAAAUCAUAAUUAGAUUUUCAAUUAUCGGUUUAAAAAAUAUAAAAUUAGCUGUUUCUUUAAAAAAUAUAAAGAAGUUAAUAAAUAAUUUUUGUCUAUAUUUUAAAGAAAAUAACAAAAUUUAGAGAAUAUAAUCCUCAUAUAUGUUUCUUUAAAGGCCAAAGACACAAACUAACACUAUUCUGUUUAAAAUGAGAUUUAUUCAACUGAAAUCAAUUUAAAAGGUUAUGAUGUUUAAACUUCAAGUGUUCUCUCAAUUUUUUAAAGUUUCUUAUUGUGUUUUAUAUUAAGUCUGUUAAAAAUUAUUUUAACCAUAAUGUGCAAAGCUUUUUUGUAUUUUUCAUCAAUAAAGCUUAAUACCAUUUCUUUAUUAGAAUGACAAAAUACAUGUGAAUAUACUAGUAUAUCAACAAUUUUACUGUUUAACCAGUGACUGCUCACAAAAUCACAUAUAAUUUUAACUUGUAGGAGGUUAUUCAAGAUGUGGAAAAGAUCAGAAAUAUUGGAAUUUCUGCCCAUAUUGAUUCAGGAAAAACAACUCUAACAGAACGAUUACUCUUUUACACUGGAAGAGUUGAAGAAAUGCAUGAGGUAAUUGAAAAAGUCUCUCCAGUCUAAUCAUCAUGCUUUACAUUCUUUAUAUGACAGAGCUGUUUCAACAUCCAAAUUUCUGAACUCUUGUUAUUGGCAUAACAAAAUCACACUGUCCCAUUAUGCUAUCAGUGAAUAUAUUAUAUUAUCAGUGAAUAUAUUUUACUAUCAGUGAACAUAUUUUACUAUCAGUGUGAAUAUAUUAUACUAUUAGUGAAUACUUUGAUAUAAAACUUUAAAAAAUUGAAGGGUUAUUAUUUUUUUUUGUACUGUGUGAUUUGAUUUUUUUGGAUGUCAGGUUAAAGGCAAAGAUCUAGUGGGUGCAAAGAUGGAUUUCAUGGAGUUGGAAAGGCAAAGGGGAAUCACCAUUCAGUCUGCAGCAACUUACGUUAUGUGGAAAGAUCACAACAUCAAUAUUAUAGAUACCCCUGGUAAGGAUUUUUGAAAUUAUAUAAAUUUAAUACUCUAGAAGAAUUAAAAAAUAAUGUUUCUGGAUUCAUCUACACAGUUCUUUAUGUGUUUAUCAUCACAUAAGUAUUUUCAUACAUUUCAUAUCAAUCUCUUGGAUUAUGUUUGAAAUUUAUAGCUGCACAAAAGUUAUAAAUGAAAUGAAAGCAGUGUUAGACUGGUCAGAUCUUGUCUAGAAAUUGAAGGUUCCUCACCUCUGACAGAGAAAGUUAUGAGAUUUUGUUUCUGUAUAGGUCACGUAGAUUUUACUGUUGAGGUAGAGAGGGCUCUUCGAGUGCUUGAUGGUGCUGUCCUAGUGUUGUGUGCUGUGGGAGGUGUUCAGAGUCAGACCUACACAGUGAACAGACAGAUGAAACGCUACAAUGUUCCAUGUUUGGCCUUUAUCAACAAACUUGACAGACAAGGAUCCAGUCCAAAGAGAGUCUUGCAUCAACUCCGGUAACUUGUUGACAUAACCCUGUUAUUUACACGAUUUCCCCGUGCGUGAACUUUGCUUGAUCUUAAAUUAGAUUAUUAAGCAGACGCUCGCUUCAUAGAUGGGCAGGGCUAGUUCUUUUGAUCUGUCGUGUUUACCAAUUAAAAAUGGUUAGACUGACUCAAGUAUCUUGUCGAAUGAUCUCGAUUUGUUCUAGAAAUGUAAACAAAUGCUGUGUAGCUUCUGGAAGGCAGGGCUUACGCGUUGGUAGACCCACAUGUAUAUAAGGGAGUGACAGAUACGGAGAGACGGAGAUUCAGAUAGAUAUUAUUAACUUUACGAGGCGUGUAUUAUUCUUUGUGUAUUUGUGUGCUCAUAUGUGUUUAUUUCACAUUCAUCAUUAUUAAUUGGCACAUUGUAUUAACUGUGUACCGGUACAAGAUCUACCAUACUGUAAGUUGAUGAUUUAUAAUUAUAUUUCUUUUGUUUUGUUAUUGUAUUAUUACUAAAUUAAAUCAUAUUAAUUGUAACUGGCAACUGUUUUGGGUGUCGUAUCUUUAUUAUCGUAUUUUCUAUGGUAUCGUCCUCUGUUAGGCACUGUUUGAAUGAGCCAUAAAAUUAAAAAUAAGAUAUUAAUUUCUCACAAGAGAAGCCAGUGCGUAACAACCCUAUCAAGCGGGUGAAAAAAAUAACAAAAAUAACUCAAAAUUCUAAAUAAUAAUUGAUGGCUGAUUUCUAAUCUAGAGAAAUACUUUAGAUGCCCCGUGUUUAAAUUAUUAUAAUUGUAAAAUGAUUUUUUGGUUAAAAUAUGUAUUUAUUUAUGUGCUGAAAAUGAAUAUGUACAAUGUAAUAAAAGAACAUUUUUAUUUAUUUGGAUCAAUAAAGGAAUCGUAUCUUAAUUGGGAAUAAAAAAAGAAAUUAAAAAUGUAAAAAAAAAAUAAAAAAAAUUAAGAAACGAUAUCAUAUGACUUUGAUUAAGAUAAUAAUAUUGUGGAACACAAAAAAACAACUGUGUUAUAUCAAUUAAAGUAAACAAUGUUACAUGAAUUUACGAAGCUCCUAAAAAACCAAAUAGAUGAGCUUGUUGUGGUAGACACAGAAAUAAUUUUAAGUAUUUCAUAAUCAGACGUAAUAGUUCUUAAGAUUUUAAACAAUCAGUUAUAUCUUUAACAGGAAACAAAGUGAUCAGACUGUUUCACCCAAUAGGGCACAACACAAAACACAAGAAGACUGCUAUUUCAACACAAAUCUCAAAUGUUAUUCUUUUCAGAUCCAAACUUCACCAUAACGCAGCAUUUCUCAACCUUCCCAUUGGCCUGGAGGGGGACCACCAGGGUAUUGUUGAUCUCAUCCAAGAGAAGGCUAUCUUCUUUGAAGAGCCCCACGGGUAAACUCGCCUAUUUCUGGCUCAGUUGUAACCUUUCUUUAUCUUCAAUUCUCAUAUCAAAUUAAUUUUUGUUUCACAGUUUUUGUUUUUUUUGGUUCAUGUUUCGUCAAAGUAAUAUUUCAUAAAUGAGGGUAGCUGUACAAUUUUCUUGGGUCAAGACAGAUGCAUUAUUUAUUAUCAAAUAGUUACUUAGACGUUAAGGAAGCCGUACACAAUAUUAUUAUCAGAAUAUUGUAACAAAUUUUAAUACCUUGAUGACCUCACAUCUUAUUUUGUUGUCAGGAUAACUCUACGAGAAGAUGACAUCCCAUUGGACAUGAGGACUGAAGCUAAAGAAAAAAGACAAGAAAUGAUUGGUGGGUCACAGCUUAUAUCAUCAACUUCUUUAUGCGCAUUAAUAUGCUGACAUUAAAAAAUAAUGUGUCCAAUUUUUACAGAACUGAAUUUUAUUUAGUAGUGCUGAAGACAGAGAGGAAUGGAGGAGGAUGGUUCACAUGUCAUCUGUGGCGCCCCAACGGUCCAAGGACUAAGGGACAUGAGGAUGAGGAGGAAGUGGCAGAUCCAUUAGUUAAUUUGUAAAAAGGGAUGCAUGGUUUAAGGGGGUGGGGGGGGGGGUUGUCAUUAUUUAAUCUAUAGCCAUGAUUCCAAUAAAUAAUGGCACACAGAAGCUAACAAAAACAAACUUAAACCAUUAUGCACAAAUGCUGUAAUCCUUGAAUACUUUUUACUGUAGUAGAGGCAUACACCAAAUCCACUUUUUGGAAAAAUUUCUCUUAUUUUUAAAAUUAUUGUGCAUUCAUAUAAUACACUAAAACAAGAUCAGACUACAUGACAGGACUUAAUAAUGGUCUAAUUAUACAUCAUUAAGAAAAGAAAAUAAAAAAAAAAUAUAAUUUGUAACCCUUUUUUGUUUCUCUUCAUUUUUAGAAAUGGUUGCUAAUGUGGAUGAAAAACUAGGAGAAAUGUUUCUUGAGGAGAAGACCCCAUCAGUUCAAGAUAUUAUGGUACAGUUUUUAAUUGAUAUCACAAAAAUAGCAUCAGUCUGCAGCCACCUUCACAAUUUACUCGACCUGUGCACAAAAUAUAGAAUUCACAUGCAUGUUUGGGACUGUCCCUCACUUGGUCUCAUUCCCCCCCAGCCCCUCCCCCACCACCUCCAUGUCUGUACAUGCCCCAGUUAUCCCACUUUCCACAGAGUUGACCAAGACCCUUUUGACCCCCAUAAUUACCCUGGGCACGAAGCUCAUAUACAAGAUCACAGUUCUAGAUCUUAAUCAGGGGGUAUCACAAACCAUAGCUGGUUUCGUAGGUCAUCUAGAUAAAUUUUCUUUAUCUUUAACUCAAAAAUAAGUAUCAGUGGGGUUCAUCUACAGAAGAAGAAAGGGAAGAAUGGUGCAUCUGUAGGAGCAAUAAUGGUGUUGGUGUCAGCUUUUCUACUCCCAUAAAGUUUAAGGACCCGUACAUUUUCAGUAGUGUGGUUUUUAACUUAACAAUUUGAAGAUUUCCUGUCUCACAGGCUGCUGUGAGAAGGGCCACAAUUAAGAGAACGUUUACACCAGUCCUUGUGGGAUCAGCAUUGAAGAACAAGGGUGUGCAACCGCUGCUGGAUGCUGUACUGAGUUACCUCCCCAACCCUGCAGAAGUAACCAACAUUUGCCUUGACAACAGUGAAGGGUGAGUAUUCUUCUUUACGCUGCUGCUACUUCACUAAAGAAAAUUUCAUCCUCAGACAUCAGUUGUUUUAAUAGUUUUAAAAAAAAUAAGCAAAGCUUUUCCAAGGCAGAUAAUCUAUUGCAAAGAGAGACGUUAAAAUGUUUUAAAAUUUCGAUCAAAUAAUAUGUAAGAAAUCUAAUAAAUUUAUCGUGGUCAGUAGCUUUUGUUUAGAUGAAUACAUUUUUUAAAACUUUCAGCCCAGAGAAGACACCAAAGAAGUUUAACUUAGAUCCAGCUCGAACAAUGGAUCCUCCCUUUGUUGGCCUGGCUUUUAAACUCGAGGUUUGUAAAACUCAUGAAACUCAACGUUUGUAAAACUCAUAAAACUCAAGGUUUGUAAAACCCAUAAAACUUGAGGUUUGUAAAGCUCAUUAAACUCUCUACCUUAAGGGUAUACACUGUUUUUGCAGCCAAAAGACAUACUUGUGUUGAUGGAAAACCACACAGUAUCACCAAAAAUAUUUUUGUCCAUUUGGUUAGUCGGCCACUGAUAAUUUGCAUGCCUAUCUGUUGCAGGCUGGUAAAUACGGGCAACUUACAUACGUCCGUGUUUACCAGGGUGGCAUCAAGCGAGGGGACACAAUAAUAAACACCAGGACUCAGAAGAAGACAAGAGUACAGCGACUUGUGCGCAUGAAUGCUGAUGAGAUGGAGGUAACUACGAUACAUGUUAUCUGAUUUCUUAUUUUAAAAAAUCUCAAUCUUGGUGUCAACUCCUAUACAGUCUUCUUGGAUUGAUUACAUUCGUCAAGUUCUUUUCACACGUUGAAGUGUCGUACUAUUCUCACUAUCAUCGAACAAACUCAACUCCUUUUCAUAAUAACUAUAACUUUAAUGUAUAAGUAAAUAUAAUACACAUAACAUGUGAAUAUAGCGCAGCUCGCUAUCAGACCUAAAUAAUACACAUCCUAUCACUCCAAAGUUCCACUCAAGACUGCCGCACGACUAAAACAUACGUCACAAUACUGCAUAGACAAUAAUCACGAAUCAGCAUAAAAAUACAUCAUAGAGACAAUGGCGGGAAGAGCGUUCACUAACUAUAAUAGUCAAGCGCGGGAAAAGCGUUCAACAACUAAUGAACAUAAUAUUGAGUCGCAACAAUUACUAAUGAACGCUCAUACUCGACAUAUCCCCCCUCUUUCAUUUCAGAUUUAACUAAGGGAGUUAAAUCGUCACCAGACACACAAAAUUUACAUGAAUUACAACAAGAAGAACCCUUCAGCCAUAUGAAUGGUCCUUAUCAAAAAAACAUUAUUUAGGUAUCACUGAAAAUCAAACAGAUUUAUGAUAUACUGCAAUAAAAUAAACAAUCCUUUGUACAUAAUUUUAAAUGCAAUUCAAGAGUUAAAAAUUCAUGUACGACAAUAAAAAUCAGACCCUUUAAAUUUGAAUGUCAACAUUAAUUUUCAUUUUCCAUAAUUAUAUUUUUAUCUCAAAAAUCAGGGCAAAUACAUCAAUAUCCUUACUGAAUUUGAAAGUAUAACUAAGAUAAUUCAAUUCAUAUCAUCAAGAAGGUGUAUUUUUAAACAAAACCAAUGGCCAUCACUAUAAAAACACAAAACUAUCUAACAUUAUUACAAGUGAGAGAUGCCUCACCACAAUUUAAGCAGCCUUUAUUUGCUCUUAAAUAACACAGCUACAGAUGGCGGGACAUAUCUUUUGUCCGUGGAUUUCACAACUUUAUGCUUCAACAUGUUUAUUAUAAUUAAAAUUAUCUCUCCCUGUUCUUUUGACCCGUGGUCAUAACUCAUGUGAAACCUCAGUUUUACAAUACAUAUUUUUAAAUUGUUACAAAAUGAAAAACGAGUCUCAUAAAAAAGAAAUUCAAACAAAUCAGGAACUUCAAGGCAAUCAUGGUAAUAGUUCAUUUUAACAGAUUCAUUUUUUUUAACAAUACAAACAAAAGAAUCACCUCCCAACUCAUGGACCUGACAACUCACCUCCUCUUGAAAAUCAUAAACAAGUGCACCUUUAGAGCUGGCAGAGCUCUCUUUAAUUAAUUCAACAUUGGUUUCCAACUUAAUGUUAGAGCACUCCUGGCUCUCAAAAUCUGGACAACCUUCACUCACAUUACUUGGAAUUUAUUUUCAUUAAAACUAUCUGUAAUAAUAUGUACAUUUGAGCAGCCCUGGCUCACAUUUACAGGUGAUUCAUUAUCAUUACAGCUAUCCGUAACAAUAUGAAAAUUUGAGCCACCCUGGCUCACAUUUACAGGUGAUUCAUUAUCAUUACAAUUAUCCGUAACAAUAUGAAAAUUUGAGCAGUCCUGGCUCACAUUUACAGGUGAUUCAUUAUCAUUACAAUUAUCCGUACCAAUAUGAACAUUUGAGCAGCCCUGGCUCACAUUACCUAUUGAUUCAUCAUCAAUACGGCUCUCUGUAAUACUAUAAAAUUUUGAGCAACCCCUGCUCAUAACAACUUGUGAUACAUUUUUAUUGCAGAUCUCUGCAGUAACACCAAAACCUGAGCACAUCUGGUUCACAUUAUCAACUAAUUCAUUUUCAUUUCCGGUACAUAUCUCUGUAAAAAUAUCAACAUUUGAGCAACCUUUGCUCACAUUACACAGUGAUCCAUUUACAUCACAAUAAUUAUCAGCAAUAAUUUUCCCUCCUUCCCCUCACCUCAUCAACUUCACACAAAAAAUAAGACACUUUAACUUCAGGGCUUACAUUAUCUGAUGGCUCACCAUGAGAUACAACAAAAAUCAUGUCCUCAGACAUUAGAACAGGGUUCUCUUUGCUUUCAAUGCCGCCCGUUUCCAUAACAACCAAUUCAUUACAUGCUGUGGCGCUGGGACAAUCCCCUACAUAUGUCCACCUAAGGUCAUUUCCAAUGACUUCUACCUUAUUAAAUUGUCGUCCCCUUUCUUCUUUACAUUGGACUUCCUGGGAUACACCAACUACUUCAACCUCGUUUUGACAUGAAUCUAAAGCUAUAUCUGUACCCUUUGGCUAUGGGGGUAUGUCAGCACGGUCAACGUUGUCCCUUUUAACGUUAGCCGACGGACCAAUGAACAAAUCACUGUCAUUUCCAUUUAAAAAAAUUGAGUCGUCACCAGAGGCAAUAAUAUCAUUUUGUUCCUCAGUAUCUUUAGCCAUGAACUGUGGUUGCGAGGCCGGCUCUUGCCUGGGGUCAGGAUCAUGAGUAUGUCCACCGUUAUCCACAUAAUCGUCAAUAAAGUUGUUUUCACUUACAUUAAAAAAAAUCUAUUAAAAUUUUUAUAGGGAUUCUCACAGUAAAUGCUGGCAAUGCCAUAAUAUAUUUCUUUCCCCUGGCUCUCGUCAUCGUCACUGUCGCUAUAAUAAUAUGCCUGUCUCUUUAAAAUAAUAUCCCGUCGUUCUGCCUCUAUUUCCGCCAGUCUAAUUUCUCUAUCAAGUUUAUCUAGUUCAAAUUGUCUCUCUCUUUGUUUAUCUCUAUCUAUACGUUCUUUCUCUCUCUGUCUAUCUACACGUUCUUUCUCUCUCUGUCUAUCUACACGUUCUUUCUCUCUCUGUCUAUCUACACGUUCUUUCUCUCUCUGUCUAUCUACACGUUCUUCCUCUCUGGCUCUAAGUUCUUGUUCUUCAAACUUAACUCUUAUAUACUCCUCUAGGUUCUCUCCCGUAUAACGAAGUAACACUCCCACAUGCCUAAUUUCUUCUAAACUCCAUUUCCCACUGACAUAUCCAGCCAUAGCAAUAAAAUUUAGGGAACUCUAGCAGAAAAAUAACUUUUACCCAGGUAAAAAAAAUGUAAAUACAUAAGUCAUAAGAAAAUUUAUGGAGUUACUGGCACAUGCAACUCACAUAAACUUGACACAUGGUGGCAGCGGGGCUCCGACAUUGAAAUACGGGAACAUGCGACGAUGGUUGUAACUUCACUAAAGUUGAAUAAUAAGAAUGUUCUUGUACUUUACCUCAAAUUAUGAAAAUGAUGAGGUUCACCAAUCCCGGAUGAGAAGCCCCCAUGUCAACUCCUACAGUCUUCUUGGAUUGAUUACAUUCGUCAAGUUCUUUUCACACGUUGAAGCGUCGUACUAUUCUCACUAUCAUCGAACAAACUCAACUCCUUUUCAUAAUAACUAUAACUUUAAUGUAUAAGUAAAUAUAAUACACAUAACAUGUGAAUAUAGCGCAGCUCGCUAUCAGACCUAAAUAAUACAGAUCCUAUCACUCCAAAGUUCCACUCAAAACUGCCGCAUGACUAAAACAUACAUCACAAUACUGCAUAGACAAUACGUCACGAAUCAGCAUAAAAAUACAUCAUAGAGACAAUGGCGGGAAGAGCGUUCACCAACUAUAAUAGUCAAACGUGGGAAAAGCGUUAACAACUAAUGAACAUAAUAUUGAGUCGCAACAAUUACUAAUGAACGCUCAUACUCGACACUUGGUAGUAACAGCUUUUCAAUAUGUUUUUAUUUUAAAUAAUAAAGAUGUAAAGCACAUUUAGCUGAAGGCAAAAUGUUUAAAUUGAAAUAUGUCAAUGUACUUUUAUUGACAUUAGUCCUUAUCAUCGGCUCAUAUGUGCAGGCCACUUUUUUUUUAUAUACACUUUUAUAAUUUUUUUGUUAAUACUUAUACUUUUAUAGUUUUUUGUCAAUGCAUAUGCUUAAAUAGUUUUUUUUUGUCAAUGCGUACACUUUUAGUAUGUUUUUGUCAAUACUUACUAUUUUACUUUUUUUUUUCAAGGAUGUUACUGAGGUGUAUGCUGGAGAUAUAUGUGCCUUGUUUGGCGUUGACUGUUCUAGUGGAGACACAUUUGUCACAAAGGGCAACUUACAUCUUUCCAUGGUAAAUACAGCAUUCAGUUUUUAUUAGAUUCACUGGUUUACUAAACGGGUAUGUCAUGGGAUAUUUAUAGUCUUGACAGCAGUGCUCAAGGUUUUAAAUAUGUGAUAGACAGAAAAAGUCUGUCUGUAAUUCUUACUGCGCACCUGAUGGGAAAUACUCCAUAUUUAUCUCAAUUUCAACCACCAAACCAACUUACCUUCUUUUUUUUUUGUCACAGGAGUCCAUGUUUGUCCCAGAGCCGGUCAUUUCAAUGUCCAUCAAACCCAUUAAAAAGACUGACAUUGAAAACUUCUCCAAGGGCAUUGCCCGUUUCACCAAGGAGGAUCCAACAUUCCGUGUCCUCUGGGAUGAUGAAUCCAAAGAGACUAUAGCUUCGGGGAUGGGGGAGCUACAUCUCGACAUCUAUUCACAGGUGUGUUUUUGACAUCUGCACACAGGUGGGUUUUUGACAUCUGCACACAGGUGGGAUUUUGACAUCUGUGCACAGCCUGGUUUUUUACAUCUGCACACAUGUGUGUUUUUGACAUCUGCACAUGUGUGUGUUUUUUACAUCUGCACACGUGUGUCUCUGACAUGAACAAGCAUGUUUGUGCAAUAACAUUUCGGCCUUGAUUUGAAAGCCUGAUGAAUUAUUUUGCAAGUGUAACAAAAGUCCCAUCACUGGGAAUAAAAAAAGAGACAGACUAGUACUUUCACUAAAUAAAUUACCUCAAGUCUCAAAACAUAUUUUGAUUCCCCAAUGCAAAAAUUUCUUUUUGGGCAGAGCAUAUUCAAACCUCUUUACAAAUAUGCAAAUUUAAUUUAUACUUUUGACAUUUAGCCAUAUUCAAAGGAAUUAGUACAGACAGAUAAAAGUUGUUAUACGUAACCCAUGGUCCUUCUUCCUUGCUUUUUUUCGUAGAUUUAAAUUUAAAAUAUAUGAUCAAAAAGCAUUCUUUCUGUUUUUAAAUUUUACUAAAAUGUAUUUUAUUUCCAGAGGCUGGAAAGAGAGUACAAUGCCAAAUGCGUUUUGGGAAAACCUAAAGUGGCCUUCAGGGAGUCCUUGGUGUCACCUUGCAACUUUGAUUACUUGCAUAAGAAGCAGACAGGUGGCCAGGGCCAGUUCGCCAAAGUCAUUGGAGUUAUGGAGGUCAGUGAGGUCAUCUCAAUGCAUCGAUUAGAAUUUCAUCAUUAUUUUUUUUAACUCAAUCUUCCAACUAAUUUGGUUUAGACCAUUAAGGUAUGUAAAUAUUACUGGCAAAUUGUGUAAUCCAGGCAUUCUAUAGAAUACACAAUCCUGAUGAUCCUAGUCAAAGUGUGAAAUACAUUAGACAUUAUACACAUUGCCUAGGCCUACAAUAGAAAGCUUGACUAGAUUUAGGCAAAGUAUAAAAAAAAAAAUUAGAGGGAUUGGAGUUCGGAUAAACCAAAAAAAAAAUAAAAAACAGCAAGGGGCAAAAACAUUUUGAGAUAAAAAUGUCCUACCAGUUCUAGCAUAUGUGUUUUUUAAAAUACAAACACUUUUAUUUUGACAUUUUGUGUUACACAUACACUUAGCAAAUCCUUGUCCAGGUCCAGUCGGCUGUUGUGUUGUCCAGGUCCAGUCGACUGUUGUGUUGCCCAGGUCCAAUUGACUGUUGUGUUGUCCAGGUCCAGUCGACUGUUGUGUUGUCAAGGUCCAGUCGACUGAUGUGUUGCCCAGGUCCAAUUGACUGUUGUGUUGUCAAGGUCCAGUCGACUGAUGUGUUGCAGCUGAUCUGAGUUUUGUUUUGUCAAUUGGGAAUGUUCCAAUCAAAUUGUUCCUAGCCUUAAAGAUUAUUGGCCACAGUUUAAGAUUGUGCAUGUGAAGCCUCUCCAUAGCCAAAGUAAAAAAAAAAAAACAACUACUUUGUAAUUCAAAAGGCCAUUCAAAAUCAGAUUUUAGCCAUAAAUUAAAAAAAAAUAAAAACAUUAGAAAACUUCUAAUAGCCGUAAUGUACUUAAAAAGUUUUUAAUUCUGUUCUUUUGUUUAUAAGUCUAUUACCUUUUGUGUGUUAUUAUAUACUGGCAAGAAUUCUUUAGAAUGCCUGACAAUUCUGUUCAAAAUGUGAAAUGCAUAGGCCAUUGUACACUUAUACACUUUGCAUGAUGAUUUAUAGAAUGCAUGGAUUUCAUACUUUGCCUAUAGCAUAUAUACAUAUAUCAUGGGGUCUAAUUUAAAUAUUUCAAACUCAAGAUUUUUUAACCAAUUUUUGUAUAUCUAAUUUAUUUGUAAAUUACAAGAAAUUUUGUAUCCAUUGCUUCCAUUUAUACUAUAAAGUGUGCAUUACGCCAUGAAAAUACAACCCAAACAAAUCUUAAUAAGAUAAUUUAAUUUUUUUGUACCCAGCCUCUGCCAGCAGAUGAGAACACCAAACUGGAAUUUGUUAGUGAGAUUGUUGGUACUAAUGUGCCGAGGCAGUUCAUUCCAUCUUGUAAAGCUGUAAGUAAAAAAAACAAAAAACCUUUGAUUGCAAUCUAAAUAUUGCAUUUUAACUUCAUGCAAGCCAAUGAUCCUUUUUAUUUUACUUUUUGCUCUCAAAAAUUCUCCAGAAUCUGAUUUCACAGAGUAACAAUUGACAAAUUAUACUUAUUUCAAUUCAAGGCUACUUAUUUCACCUCCAUUCAUGUCAAUGUUAAUUUUCCACAACUCUCUCACGAUCACUUAUUACAACAUAUUGAAUUAAAAAACUAACCCACACACUCAUGUUUAAGAACUAAACCUAAUUAGUUUGCGCCUAAAGCUCAAUUUUAUGAUUAGUUGGGAAAACUUCAAAAGACAAUUUGGGAAGAGUCUGUUUUACUUUUGAAAUACUUUGUAAUUAUUUCUCUCAAAUAUGGCCUCAAGAAGGUUCUCUGCGAUGGCAGAAAUGUAAUUUCUUACAAAGUUGGUCAUAUUUAGAAUUUUAUGCAUUAUUCUGUCCAAUUAAAUUUAAAUAAUCACAUAAUAUGUUUUAUUUAAAAAACAACAACAUUAAAAUGUUUAAAAGCACACAAAAUUGUUUCAAAUGCUUUGGCUAAUACACCUUUCACUAUGUUUGUGUGAUGAGCCAUGCAAAAAUGAAACCACUACAAAAUUAGCAACUUAGUGCUGACAAUGACAAGUGAAUACAUGCUGUUAUGUUGGUAACUUUUCCCUUAGGUUUGCCUAAAUCAAAACUUAUUAAUAUUGCAAGUUUGUGUGCAUUUGUUCAGGGUUUCUUAAAGGCUUGUGAUAAAGGAGGCCUGUCUGGACACAAGGUGGCAGGGGUUAGGAUGAGGUUACAGGAUGGUGAGUUCAGUGUGUGUAGCUGUUGUCAUAUGAUAAUGGUGGACUAGGGCAUAUGUGUGUGUGUGCCAGUGGCCAUGUUUGUGUGCCAGUGGCCAUGUUUGUGUGCCAGUGGCCAUGUUUGCGUGCCAGUGGCUAUGUAAGUGUACCAGUGGCUAUGGAUAUGCACAAUGUGAACUAGUAUUUUUAGGAUGUUUAGGUCAGUUAAUAAUUAAAAAUUUAUUUUGCUCUAGAAAAUGAGAUUAAUGUAUUUUGUUGUUUAUUUCAGGUGCAAACCACUCUGUAGAUUCCAGUGACUUAGCUUUCCAGAUAGCUACGGAAAUGGCUAUGAAAGAUGGUAAGCAUUAUUUAUUUAUUUCUUGAAAUCAGUAUAUAGAUAUUACCAAGCAGUUAUUGAGAAAUAAGACUAUAUAGACUUUAUUUAAAUAAUAUGCUGUCUACAUAACAAUAAGACUCUUUAAUGUUAAACUAGAUUGUGUCCAUAAAACAAUGAGACCCUAUUAUGUUAAACUAGACAAUGUCCAUACAAUGAAACCCUAUAAUGUUAAACGAGAUGUUGUACAUAAACUAAUGAGACCUUAUAAAGUUAAACUAGAUGGUGCCCAUACAACAAUGAGACCCUAUAAUGUUGAACUAGAGGGUGUCCACGCAUCAGUAGACCCUGACCCUGUAAUGCUAAACUUGUCCAUAAUUUCCUUGCAGUGUUUGAAUGUGGAACCUGGCAGAUCUUGGAGCCUGUAAUGACAGUGGAGAUAAAUGCUCCAGAGGAGUACAGGAAUGCUGUGCUGGAGAACAUAGUCAAAAGGAAUGCUAUUAUACAAGCCACAGAGAGUAUCGAAGGCUUCUUCACAGUCUACUGUGAGGUAAUGUGUGGAAACCAUUCCGAUCAUCAAAAACCAAUUACAAAUAUUUCCUUAUGUCCAUGAUUUCCAGCCUAACUGAUCUCACUACCCACAAUCCCCUGACACCCUUGCAUACAUGAAUUUUAUUUAAGGUAUUGAAUUUGCACAGAAUUCACGUUUCAUGAUCCUUAAGGAAACAUGACACUAACCAAUACUGUGCUCAUGCAUGAAAUUAAGUUGUAAAUGGAUACUAUAUAACAAAAAUAUACCAAGAAGAAAUAAAAUAAUGGAUCAGAUUCAGAUUGGAGAACAAAAGUUGCUGGCAGGAUGUAAUUGAUAAUAUAUAAAAUUAUUUUUUUUUAAACUUGGGGGACAUAUAAAAUGUUUGUGUGUGUGUGUAUAUAUAUAUAUAUAUAUAUAUAUAUAUAUAUAUAUAUAUAUAUAUAUAUAUACAUUCACUAAUUAACAUAAUUUACCAUAAAUUUCUGAUACAGCCAAACAUUAAAAGGAACAUUUUAUAGCUAAACAGUUUAAAGCUUUAGAGAUUAAUUUUCUUAUCAGGCACCUCUGAAUGAUAUGUUUGGUUACGCCACUGAGUUGAGGUCCUUAACACAAGGAAAAGGAGAGUUCACCAUGGAGUACAGCCGCUACUGCCCUGCCAGGUCAGACACCCAGGAGAAGCUGAUGACAGAAUUCCAAGGAGUCACAGACCCACAACAACAGAAAAAGAAAAAGAAUUGAUGAUUGGAAAAUGAGGGGUGUAAAUAUAUUGAGGGAGGUGGAGGAUUUGUGAAACCGUUAACUGCUAUUGGAGUUGAUGUGUUAAAAAUUUAUUUUCAAGAUCUUGAUAAAAAAAUGUAAAUGCAAAAGCAUGGGAAAACACAAGGUUUAGGCUAGCAUUAUAAAAGAAACCGCAAAAUAUUGCAGAUUGUAAAUGAAAUUUUAAAAAAUAACUUAUCUUUUUUUCUAGAUUAACUCUAGUAAAAUAUUACAUUUGUUAAUCAAAUGACAUUAUUAAUUAUUCAGGAAAUUCUUCAAGGAAGGAAAUUAAUAGAUUGGCAGAGUUAUAGGUACAUAAACUGCAGGAUACUCACCUUCUGAAAUAUCAUUAACUUGUUUUCCCUAAGUCAACUACCAAAAUUUAGGUUUGACUUUUACUAUUAAGUAAAAAGAUUUAAAUUGAGAAAUAAUUGAUGUAUAAAAGUGGUUUGACUGUAUUUAUGUCAUUGUAAUGCUGAGCGAAAUAUCAUUCUGUAAUUUCAUAAAAUAAAGUGAUGUGAAUUCAACCAAUUGUCCUUUUUUUGUACAGAAAAUUAGCUAAUAAUUUUAAUUUGAUUUUUAAUUGUUAUAUUCUGUCUUUCAUUUAAGAUAAUUGCACAAGAAUGGACAAAAGCUGCUCACAUAUGCAGUCAAAUUUAACAUUUUUUAAUGUCUUUACAUUUUUAAUUGGUCAAAAACCCUUUUGUUUUUAAAUGAGCACAUUUUAUGUAUUCACAAAUGCUUUUUUUUAAUAAUCCCCAACUCAAUCACUAUCACAUUCACAAACAACACAACCCAAGUGAUUUAUGAUUGAAGUAGAUAGUGAAAUAUUUUCAUAACGGUAUUUCACAUUAUUUCUCUAUAGGUUUAUUUUAUUUUAGAAUAUAUAAACUUCUGUGAAAGAAACAAUAAAUCAUUUUCAAUUAUGAAAAGAAAUUAAUAUUACAUCUAAUUAAGCUUCUUCUUCUGUUCGCUUUUACCUGGCCGGCGUGGUGGAAGGUAUAGUUGAUGGAUUGCCUCAAGGUUGAGGCCUACUGGAGGAUCAUGGUGUGGAUUUUUAGGAUGUCCCUAAAACACUAAAUUCACCGAUGGCGUGGUCUUCCUCUGGCCUUGAAACCGGAGUGCCUGCUGUUGUCAGCUUGCAAUGCAGUUUGGUUGACAGGCAUUCUGACCAGAUGGCCAAGCCAAAUACCGUAUUAUUGGCGUAUAACACUCACUUUUUCUCCCUGAAAAUAGGGGGCAAAUAAUGUGUGCGUGUUAUACACAGAUAUAAUCUUAAGGAUCCAUAGUACAUACUGCUUAGCGGCGCGAAUGGUGCAUGUUAUACGCCUGUGCGUGUUAUACGCCAAUAACUAUGGUAAUUUGUUUUUGGGCCAUAUACUGGUUUAUUGGGAUUGGCACCAAUCAUUUUGUCUUAUUUCCUAGUUACGUAUUUGGCCCUUAUUGUUUUUGCCAGCUGCUCGCCUUAAACAUCAUGCAGGUUAAUAUUUUUAUCGCAAGACUUUUAUUCGGAGCCCAUUUUUGACACUGGUAAGUAAGGGUUGGAAUAAAUACAGUGCUAAUUAGCCUGGCUUUUGUCUUCAUCUACAUUCUUGGGUGCUUUGCAACGAGGCGCUUUGAUAGCUGAUUGCAUUUGCCUGCUGCCCUCUUUUCUCAGAAUUUUUUGUAUCAGUUUGGGGCUCUAAGUUGAACUUAUUUUUUAGCAGACAAGAUCUUGAUCAAUUAUUAAUUUUUAAGCAAUUUUAUUGUUUUAAGAAAAUAAUAGAAAAACAAAAUCCCCAGAAAACAACAGAGAAGUUUUACUUAAGACUAACCACUAUACAGCAUAUCAUGUAGCGUUCCUUUGGAUCUUUUUAUUGUUUUGUGUAAUUAAAUGAAAUACAUAUUUUAAAACUCAGUAAAAAUAUAAUAGUCAUAUUAAUAUCAGAAAUAUUUUUAUUUUCAUUCAGGUUUUCUAAGAAAUGUUUUAUAAAUAAUUAUAAAUGGAGAAAUAAACAUUAUAUGAUUUUUAAUUCACUUUUUAAAGCUAAAUUUGUUGUCCAAACAGAAAGUGCAACGUUAAAUUUCAUUUACAUUUUUUUUUCUUCUUAUUUCUAUGCAAAAGGAUAGGUGAGUUAAAAAAUGUAUCCACAUUUG